AUGGCCGGCAUACUCUUUGUGGUGCACAUUCCAUCCGCUCGCUAUGAGCGGGAGUUAAGACGCAAGGAGCAGGAACAGAUUGCCAAAACGACAACUGCCACCACGGAAGAUGAGAAGGACGGUGAACGACCGUCCACCAAGUCGGAUGAGAUGGAACCCUUCGUUACACCACAGCCUAAAAAAGCAUCAUCAAAGAUACCGAAAUCCAGCAAUAUAAUCAAACCGUCCGAUGAUCCUGGUAAAACAGCCGACCCGGUUGGACCACCAGUGAUCAAGUUUAUCGAUCAGGAUGGUGAGGAGGUAGCUUCCCAAACGGUUGAUCCUAAGGAGGACGAUGCGGAUGAAGGUGAAAAGGGAAAGGACAAAAAGUCUAACUUCCUGGCGGAACCGUUCGAUCGGGCAUCCGCACUGCGCAAGUCGUGGGAUGGCUUUAAGGAUCUCAUCGGUUCGGCGCGCAAAGAGAAGACGGCACGUGAGGAGGCAGCGGAAAAGUUGACCCUUACCGGUGAUUCCUCGAUGGAGGAGGUGCUGAAAACGAUCAUCGCCGAGAAGCGCAUUCACACUGCCGCAUGGAUCGAAACGGAUAAGGGCAAUGGUUUUCACAUUAUGUUUUCGAUCGAAUCAGGCCCCAUUGGAGAUGAUAUCAUCUACAUGCUUAGCUCGUGGGGCGUUGGCCAACGGUUCAACUCGACCAUCUCGAUCACGUCAUGCACAUUGUACAGUCAACCGCCGGAACCGGGUUUCGAAGAAGCAGAAGAGGGAGCGGCUAGCGACCCGAACAAAAACAACGAUGGCGCGUGGAACACCUUCCUAUCGACCGUCCGGGCACGGCUGAACGUGGCUCAGAUCGUGGAGGAAGUGAAGCAUGAUGCACAAGUGUCAUUCGAUUUCGUGUCGAUGCUUGCGGUGGCCAGUAUUUUGGCUGCGUUCGGAUUGGUUGAGGACAGUUCGGUGUUCCUCAUCGCUAGUAUGCUGGUUUCGCCGCUAAUGGGUCCUAUUAUUGCGGUUAUUUUUGGAACAGUUGUCAAAGAACGUACCCUGCAGCUGAUUGGUCUGAAGAAUGAAAUCAUCGGCAUUAUGCUUACCGUAUCGGUGGGUUUUAUCUUUGGCUUGAUCGUGUGCAACAUAGACGAACGGUACAGUGUUGGCGAAGGAAUAACGCAUGAAAUGUUGGCCCGUUGCGAAAUGCACUCGCUGCUGGUCGGUAUUGCCAUUGCGCUACCAUCGGGGGCAGCCGUGGCCAUCGCCAUCUUGGGCGAGAACAUUGGAUCGCUCGUCGGUGUUGCCAUCUCGGCUUCGUUGCUUCCGCCGGCAGUGAAUGCGGGCGUAUUGUGGGCUUUAUCGUGUCUAUACUUCCUGUUUGGAUCGGAAGAAUCUCGCUAUGGAACGCUCAUCAAAACUCAAAUCUACUCCGAAAACCAGGGUCUCGAACUAUUCACCCUCGGUUGUAUGAGCAUGUCUUUGACGUUGCUCAACAUUUUCUGCAUUUAUCUGGCUGGUGUAGUGUUCCUAAUCAUCAAAGAGGUAGCACCGGUGGUACCUAAAGACCAGAAGCAGUUCUGGAAACACGACAUCAAGAUUGCACGUGACUACAACCGCACGCUGCACACGCAUGAUGGUCACUCGAUGAGCAAAAAUCUCAUGCAGGAGCUAACAUCGUUGCACCACAACAAUGAAACGACUGGUGGGCUCCGCGGUGACUACCUUCUAAAUUCAGCCUCCAAAGGUAAUCAGAACACCUGGUCGCCGAGACACAACUAUCACCAGCGAGAUCACAGGCCCACGAUCCAGGAACUGGAAGCGCUCUAUCUUAGUCUAUCGGCUAACACUGCAGAAAACCAGUUCCACUACUCAUCACACCAUGCCGGACCGCAUUUCGCUCACUUUGAACGACUCUCCACUUCACCCACACAACAUCGGCGCAUGAAUCCCUCGAAUCCAAUCAACAUCCACGGCGGAAUAUCACGCCACAGUCGAUUCUCGGAGUCACUGCGUGGAGCAUCGGCACCAUUGUCAAAGAUACUGGAGGACGUUGCUGCGGGUACGUCCGGCGCAAAGGGUGAAACCAGUCACGGUGGACAUCAUGGUGGCAAAACAACGAGAAGCUACGGUUUGCCGGGAUUCAAGCGCAGCUCCAAAAAGUUCACCGUUACCCCGGCUUACGAUCCGAUCCAAAAAGAGUGA
This is a messenger RNA of Anopheles marshallii, 2184 nucleotides long. RefSeq lists its product as uncharacterized. The record is from RefSeq and is a predicted model, not a curated record. The transcript is spliced from 9 exons. NCBI's taxonomy places the organism in Eukaryota, Metazoa, Arthropoda, Insecta, Diptera, Culicidae. The coding region runs from base 1 to 2184 and encodes 727 amino acids.